AACAUCGGUUGGGCAGUCUCGCGUUCCGGAGGAAAGAGGUUUUUUCAUCAUUCUGCACGGUGGAAGAAUUGUGCGGCAAAUUUUAAUUCUAUUACGGGUGCGCUCCCUUCAUCGGACGCACUACGGACAGCGACAGAAGUUGAACAGCAGCCAAACCAUUGUUGCUGCAGUUUUUGUUUCGCUCCGCCCGGAAGGUUCGAUGUUUGUUCGUGGCAUCAGGUAAGAGUAGCGGAUCAAAAGGGUGAGUGAAAACAUUUUUUGGUUUGUGCCAAGAGUAUAGUAAUUGAAAUUAAUUGAGAAAAGUAAUAACUCCGCGAAGUUUGGAUGAUCGAAUUUUUAUUAUUCGUUAUGUUGAUUAUUGGUGAUUUCGCUAUUGCCAAAGAAUAAGCGCAUAAUCACAGUUUAAAAAAAGUAAUUAGUUUGUGCAAGUAAAGUGGCAUGUUGAUAGUGGAAAUUUGGUAAAUAUUUUUGGUGAUUUCAUUUUUCGCUUGCUAAAGACAAGUUAAGUUGCACAAUUGAACAGAAAAUAAAACUAAAUCAUAGUGUUUUGGUGCGUUUAACCUUUUUAUUCAUUUGAAGCAUGGCGAGUGGACAGCUUUGAUUGUUUGAACAAAAGAUAUAGAACACAAUAAGAAAACAAUAUCUAACUUACUUUGAAUGUUUGUCAGAGAAUGUAUUGAAUGUGUUGAACCAUUUCAUUGUUUGCAUUUUUUUGUUGAAAACGGCUUUGAGUGACAUUAUAUUGUGUUUUUGUCUUUUUUCUAAAAUUUUGAUGAAUAUGUCCUACGUGGUAGCUCCCAAUAUCGAUCCCUACCGUAAGGGUCAAUCAUUCGCUUCUUGGAUUAAACGCUUAUCGUGCCAUUUCCGAGUGAAUAAAGUUGAAGAAAAUGAGAAAAAAUACCAGAUGUUAUUUUUUGGAGGUGAUUUUUUGCUCGAUAUGGCAGGUAAACUCUUUCUUACAGAUGAAUUGUUGGAAGAAGUUUCCUAUGAAGUGUUAGUUCAAAAGCUUAAGGAGAGACUUGACAAUAAUGAAUCAGUCUUACUCCACAGAUAUAAUUUCAGUAGAAUGGUGCAACAACCUGGCGAAUCAGCCGGUGAUUACAUAUUUUCGUUGAAAGUUCUUGCGGAAAAUUGUGAGUUCGGUGAUCAAAAGGAUUACCUUAUAUUGGAUCGCAUUCUUGUUGGUCUACAAGAUGGCUUACUUCAACAUCGCCUUUUUACUGAAAAUAAACUAACAUUGAAACAGGCUGAAAGGAUUAUCGCUUCGUGGGAAAUGGCGACUUAUCAUACAAAAUGUUUGAUUAACAAUAAUGUUGACUUUGUGGCUUCAAUAAGUACCAAGUAUCCAUUUUGUGAUUCGAAUAAUGAGGAUUAUAAGCAUAACUCGCAACUUGGAUUCCAUUCUCAGAAGUUUAGGCACCGCUGUUCGUCUGCAAGUACAUCUCAUCGACGAAGCAAAUUAGAUGGAAACCAACGGACUGUGGAUCAGCGUAUCUGUAAUUACUGUGGACAACGAGGACACGUGCGGAGAAGAUGCUACAAACUCAAGCAAGAUAGGAACGAUGAAGUUAACCAUGUUUACAUCCAAAAACCUAGUCCGAUUCCGGAUAGCUUGUCCGAGCAACGGGAAAGUUUGAGGGAAAUGGAUUGUGACCCAUAUAACAAUGACGCAAAUGAUUUCGAAUUGGAAUGUAUGCAUAUUUCUUCCAUCAAUAAUUCUAGUAUUUCCUGUUUGCCAGAUGUUUCUAUUGAAAAUAAUUUGGUGCAGAUGGAGGUUGAAUGUAGCUCUUCGGUAACAGUGAUGAGCAAAAAUGUGUAUAUCUUGCAAUUCAAACUACCUUUGUGUAAAAGUUCUAAUCAGCUGUUAGUGUUUGAUUGUGACUACCAGUUUAUUUAUUUGCUGAGUAGAACGUGGUUAGAUAAUUUUCUCAUCAACUGUAGAAUUUGUUUUGAUGAUUUUUUACCAUUAAGCAAUAUUUUUGGAAAACAAAUUAAAGCACUAAUUGCAGAUAAGAUUGAACUUGGUGAUGUAUUUGUCAAUUUUUUGAGUAAAGCUGUGUGUAAUGCUGAUAGUGAAGAAGGAAAUAAUUUUCCAAUUACUUAUAAAGAUUGUGACAUUCCCUACAGUUCGAGGGAGAACAUUUUUAGUUUGUCUUUGUUUGAUUCCAAAAUUCUGUGCAGACUUUCGUUGGAAAUGGAUUUUGCAAAUGGUUUUUAUUCGCGGAUAGCUUUCAAUAUAUCAGUUCCCACAGGAUAUGAUGAGUGUUUGAAUAGUGAAAUAAAUAACUUACCUGACAAAUCUUUGGUCAAUGCCAGGGGAAACAAAAAUAAUAAUAUUAUGCAAGAAAUGAUUUAUUCUGUUGGGCUUGGUAGAACUGAUAAUGCGAGAAUUUUGGUAAAUGGACAAAUUUUAAGAUUUUUUGACGUGUGUUUUUUGUUCCAUGACAAAGUGAGCAUACUUCAGACAAUUCAAGAUUUUUUAAAACUUUUAUAUGGCAGCCAAAUUGGUGUCUUUGGAAUGAAACGAAUAGUUAAAACCACGGUGCACUUUGUUGGAAUGGACACAAAUUUUAUUGUUGUUUGUGACGUCUAUGCAAGUGUGGCAAUUAAUCCAAAACAACACAUUAUUAUAAAAAUUUCAAAACGUAAACCUGCUACAAAAGUUUUGGCAGUGAAUAAUUUCUCCAAAAGGGUGGAGGUAAAGUGGUGGUUGAAAUUUUACAACUGGUUAGUGAUUUUGAUAAAGUUUAUCAAAUUUAUUGCUUGUUUUGGAUUGCCAGGCGUUACAGCGUUUGAGAAAGGUCUUCUAUGCAAAAUAUGCAAGAUUAGCUUUGAAGACCUGAUGCAUUUGUUUCCUGAAAACUUGACAUUGGAGGACAAUUUUCCUUCAGCAUAUAUUAACGUGAAGUUUGUGUUAAACAUGGUUGGAAAUAAUGCGACAUCUACUGCCUGUCCGAAUCAAUACGAGAUCGUUGAGAAUGUACAAAGAUUAUCGGAUCUGCUAAGACCAUCGAUGACUGUGGUUCGGGCCAGGACUUGUCGGCUGCUACUGACUGUCAAUGAAGCCAAGAGUAGUCGGCUGGUGCUGGCUGAUGAAGACCCCAAAACUGGAUGGACGCUACGAGCUAUCGCUGGAUCCGAGAUUGUCGCUAAGAACGAGAUACCAACCAUGGACGAUUUAAAUGUCGGGCUGUUACCGGAUCGGAACGACAACGGAAGAUUAAUAUCUGAUCUGGUGCAGAAUCGCACUACUUCCGCCCACAUGGGUCAACUCCCCAAAAGUCAACAUUUUGCGCUCCCGCAGGUGCAGAUUCGCUAA
Messenger RNA from Armigeres subalbatus, 3319 nucleotides. RefSeq lists its product as uncharacterized. The record is from RefSeq and is a predicted model, not a curated record. Bases 773 to 3319 code for a protein of 848 amino acids. Gene Ontology annotation, molecular function: zinc ion binding; nucleic acid binding. Lineage: Eukaryota; Metazoa; Arthropoda; Insecta; Diptera; Culicidae. The transcript is spliced from 4 exons.